GGGAAAGGCGCCGUGAGGGGAACGGCUCCGUGAGUGGAAAGGUGCCGUGAGAGGAACGGCUCCGUGAGGGGAAAGGCGCCGUGAGGGGAAAGGCACCGUGAGGGGACGGUGCCCCGAGGGAACGGCUCCCUGCGUGGGAAUGGCGCUUCCAAGGAUUCCCUGGAAUUUCCCCGCUCUCUGCUGGCUCCUGGCCGUGCCCAUUCCCGGUUCCCUGGGCUUGCAAUGCCAGGAGCACCAAUACAGCUUCCGUGACAAAUGCUGCAGCGACUGCGCCCCCGGGGAGAGGAUGCGGAGCCGCUGCACGGCCUCGGCCGACACCGUGUGCUCGCCGUGCCAGGAUGGAUAUUUCAGCUCCCGGCACCACCACGGCUUCUGCCACAGCUGCACCAUCUGCAACACCCGGAAGGGCAGCGUGGAGGUGAAGCCGUGCGAGAAAACCUCGGACAGGGUCUGCGCCUGCCAGGCGGGAUUCCAGCCAGCCGGGGGGGCUCCUGGGGCAAGGGAGUGCUCCCGAUGUCCUGAAGGGACUUUCUCCAGAGGAGGGAACAAGAACUGCCAGCCUUGGACCAACUGCAGCAGCUUUGGGAAGAGCACGCUGCGGGCUGGCACGGCCACAGAGGAUGCCCAGUGCAGCAGCAGCCCUGGCACCGCCAGCAGCCCUGGCCCCCUUCCCCCUCCCACGGAAUUCCCGGGAAACAGGGGCCCCUUUCCCACGGAAUUCCCAGAAAACAGGGACCCCUUUCCCACGGAAUUCCCAGAAAACAGCUCCAGAGCGUCCAGCCCCAGGGACAUCCCCGCGGUUUGUCGGGAUGCCGGCGUUCCCACGGAGCCUGCAUGGGGCUCUUUAUCCCUGCUGCUCCUGUGCCUGAUCCUGCUGAUGGUGAGUGGAAUUUCCAUCCUGCUCCUGAUCAUCCAAGCAGCCCAGAAAAAAUCCAGGAAUGGGCCUGGGAGGAGCAGCCAGCACAAGGCGAGCAGCUGCCGGAUCCCCAUCCAGGAGGAGCAGAUCGAUUCCAAUUCCAGCCUCAUCAAGAACUGAGCCCGCGGGAGCUGCAGGAGCACCGGACUAAUUAAUGCGGGCUGCCGUGGCUUCAUUAGCAGUUCAUUAGCGGCUCUUCGAGGAACUCGAGAGCUCCCUUCGGAAUUUGGGAGAAUUCCUGAGGGAAUUUUCUGUGGAUUUUUUUUUUUUCCCCCUUUUGAGCAAACCCUUCAGCUCUAAACCCAGGAUUAAGUGGCAGAUCUGAGCUCCAAAACCAGGAUUAAGUGACCAAACUGAGCUCUAAAACCAGGAUUAAGUGGCAGAUCUGAGCUCUAAAACCAGGAUUAAGUGACAGAUCUGAGCUCUAAAACCAGGAUUAAGUGGCAGAUCUGAGCUCUAAAACCAGGAUUAAGUGACAGAUCUGAGCUCUAAAACCAGGAUUAAGUCAAACUCAAUCCACUUUUCAUGAAAUGAAUUUUCCUUCUCUAAUUGCUUUCCCACAAAUUUGGAAAGGAAAUUUUUUGGGAGCAAAUCCCAAACUCUGGAAUGUGGGGGAGGAGCCCGAAGUCUCCUUUUGCUGAAUUUGAAAUAAUUCCGUGGAAAUUGCAGAAAAAAUUGAAUUUUUUAUCGUUCUGGAGUGAUUUUCCCUCCAACUAUCAACAGAAAAUGCCUCAAAAAUGGGAAUUUUAAACCCAUAAAUAUCCCAAAGUAUCCCAAAGAAUCCGGCAGGGAGUGGAUGAGGGGAUCCGAGAGGCCUUGGAGGGCCUGGUGGGGAGGAUUUGGGAUUUUUUAUAUGUUAUACAUAUGCAGGGCUUUAUACCGUGUAUAGGAACGUUUGUAUCGUGUACA
This is a messenger RNA of Passer montanus (Eurasian tree sparrow), 1825 nucleotides long. It is a transcript of the gene TNFRSF4, whose product is annotated as TNF receptor superfamily member 4. Gene Ontology annotation, molecular function: protein binding; tumor necrosis factor receptor activity. Gene Ontology annotation, biological process: inflammatory response. The coding region runs from base 140 to 1036 and encodes 298 amino acids. The record is from RefSeq and is a predicted model, not a curated record. NCBI's taxonomy places the organism in Eukaryota, Metazoa, Chordata, Aves, Passeriformes, Passeridae. The transcript is spliced from 7 exons.